Messenger RNA from Planococcus citri (citrus mealybug), 1450 nucleotides. RefSeq names its product multiple inositol polyphosphate phosphatase 1-like. Bases 1 to 1410 code for a protein of 469 amino acids. The transcript has 9 exons. The record is from RefSeq and is a predicted model, not a curated record. Gene Ontology annotation, molecular function: inositol phosphate phosphatase activity; acid phosphatase activity. Lineage: Eukaryota; Metazoa; Arthropoda; Insecta; Hemiptera; Pseudococcidae.
AUGGUGAUAGCAUUAGUUUUCUUUAUUAGUUUAAUUUUACGUAUCAAUGCUGAAUUCGAACAAUGUUUCGCUGAUGUCGAAACACCAUAUCCGUAUUUUAGUUCGAGAACUCCGUAUUUUGCCAGUAGAACUUCCGAUAUAGAGCCUGAAACUGAUUGUACUCCAACCUACAUCUGGGCAUUAAUUAGGCAUGGGACAAGAUAUCCUGGUUUAAAGUUAAUCAAUUUAGUGAAUCAGUUAUACCAGCUGAGGAACGAAAUAGUAUUGAAUCAUAAAGAAGGAAGAGGAGAAUUAUGCCAAAAAGAUAUACAAAAUUUGGAAAACUGGAAGACCAAUCUGACAGCGGAUUUAGAAUACGAGUUGACUUUUCUAGGAAUUGACGAAGAAAUAUUUCUAGCUCAGAAAUUUAAAAAUGCAUUUCCGACGUUGUUCGAGUCGCCGACUAAAGAUUCAUUUCUAUUUCAAAGCUCAGCAGCGAAAAGGACGAAAGAUAGUGCAAUUGCGUUCACCAAUGAACUACUUGGGACUAAUUUUUCCUCCACUGACAAUAACAACAUAACGGUGAAUGAAGAUUUACUGCACUUAAACAAACAUUGCCCGAGAUACACAAAAGAUGUAGAAAAUAACCAGUCAACUUACCGAGAAGUAAAUUUGUUCAAGGAAUCCGAUGUGGUUGAAAAUUCAAUUUCCAAUAUCAGCUCUCGUUUAGGUUAUAAUCAAUCGCUAGAAUAUGAUUCUGUUGUAUUAAUGUAUGAUAUGUGUUCGUACGAAAUGGCGUGGUAUUUAAAUUCAAGACCCGCAUUUUGCGCUGCUUUCCUACCUGAAGAUUUGAAAAUCUUUGAAUAUCUUCUUGAUAUGAGCGAUUAUCAUGUUAAAGGAUAUGGUACUCCUUACUCGAGUAAAAUGGGAUGUGUUACUGUGAAAGAUAUGGUGAUGUCUCUGGAAAAUGCAGCAAGAGAUCCCGAAUCAACGCGCAAAGGAACGUUUUAUUUCAGUCAUUCAGAAACGAUUCUUCCUACGACAGUGAAAUUAGGCUUACAUCAAGACACAGAACCACUUUUACACGAUAAUUAUGAUGAAAUGAAAAUGCAUCGUAAAUGGAAAUUAGCUCUAUUCGAUAGCUUCGCUGCAAACAUAAUUGCAGUUCUUUACAAAUGUCACUCUUCAAAUGGCGUUCAGGAUAUUGUAUCAUUUUAUCAAAACGAACGCAAAGUUGUGUUACCAAAAUGUGCCUCUAAUCCUUGCACAUUGGAAGAUCUCAAACAAAGUUUCAGCGAUGUGUUCGACGAAGAUAAAUGUAAUUUUGAAUUUUGUCACGCUUCUGAGCCAUUAAAACCGUCGGCAGGAUAUUCUUCGUUUAUAAAUUUAAGUGUUUUUAUUGUUUGUACUUUUGUUACCUAUUUUGUGUGAGUGUGUUUUUCAUUUCCUAAAAUACAGUCAUCUUUAUUUA